Molecule: messenger RNA, 1499 nt
Organism: Pectinophora gossypiella (pink bollworm)
Lineage: Eukaryota; Metazoa; Arthropoda; Insecta; Lepidoptera; Gelechiidae
Exons: 3
Coding region: 71-433 (120 amino acids)
Molecular function (GO): oxidoreductase activity, acting on the aldehyde or oxo group of donors, NAD or NADP as acceptor; NAD binding
Source: RefSeq, a predicted model, not a curated record
UAUUCAAAAUGACAUUAUCAAGGUCUUACUCAGGAAAUCUAUUAAAUUUUUCGGUCCAAAUAAAAUUGUUAUGGUUAUAAAAGUGGGAAUUAAUGGAUUUGGCCGCGUUGGCAGAGUAGUGUUCAGAACCUGCCUGGAACAUCCAGAUAUUGAGAUAUCUGCCAUCAAUGACCCGGCUAUAGAGGUUGAAUAUGUUUGCUACUUGAUAAAGUUCGACUCUACUCACGGAACGCUCAAAAAACAUGUUACUCAUAGAGAUGACGAGAUUACAAUCGACGAGUUGCGUGUGAAAGUUUUUCAAGAGAAGUUGCCGUCUAACGUGCCAUGGCACACAGCCGGCGUACAGUACGUCAUAGAGGCUUCUGGAAUGUUCACGAGUUUGGAAAAAGCAUCGGUUAAUAAGAUAAUAUAUAGGGUGUUAGUGACACCGUAACGAAUCCUGAGGGGGAUGAUUCAGACCAUGAUUCUGAGUUGAUAUCAAGCGGAAUUUCCUGUCGGAAAAUUCAUGAAAAGUUUAGUGUUUUUUUAUUAUUGUCAGUUCCGCAACUUUUGCGACGGAAUAUUCCAUUUGAUAUCAACUCAGAAUCAUGGUCUGAAUCAUCCCACAAAGUUUUCGUUACAAUGUCACUAACAUCUGUAAACUUAUUUGUAGCAAAGACACACAGAAAGCUCGUUGAAGUGUGGGUACUUAGUUCAUCUUGCGACGGAUGUACCUCACCAGCUUGACAAGGACAGCGGCUUUGAAACCCAUCCGAGUCAGAUUUUUCCUUUAUUAACAUAAGCUCACGACUAUAUCCCCAUUGGGGUAGUCAGAGGUACAUCCAUCGCAACAUGUACUAUAAUAAUAAUAAUAAUGCAAGAUUAUACAAUGCAAAGACCGAAACACUGUAGGUACUUAAUCCAUGCUUCAUCUGUUGACAACAACUUCAUAAUUCAAAUUUGUGUACUAAUUACCUACACCUCACCGAGCUCUAUGUUACACCAAUGCAAAUGAAACAGGUGGUGAUGAACUGUAUCGCCUUCUCUGCUUACACCGAUGGAAAAUAGGCAUAACUUUAUGUAUGUUUGUUAAAAAAAAACACAAGGAAAGUCGUGAAUUUUGCGACGGAAAAUAAAACAUACAACAUAAACAGCCUAUAUACGUCCCACUGCUGGGCACAGGCCUACCCUCAAUCAACCGGAGGGGGUAUGGAGCAUACUCCACCACGCUGCUCCAAUGCGGGUUGGUGGAGGUAUUUUACGGCUAAUAGCCGGGACCAACGGCUUAACGUGCCCUCCGAAGCACGGAAUCAUCUUACUUUUUCGGACAAUCAGGUGAUUCAAGCCUGAAAAGUCCUUACCAAACAAAGGACAGUCUCAUAAAGUGAUUUCGACAAUGUCCCCAUCGGGAAUUGAACCCGGACCUCCAGAUCGUGAGCCUAACGCUCUAACCCACUAGACCACAGAGGCUGUUGCGACGGAAAAUACCACUUGAUAUUAUUUCUGAAUCCUCAGUAUUC